This is a messenger RNA of Penicillium waksmanii, 687 nucleotides long. Its product is annotated as putative DUF341 family oxidoreductase. Bases 1 to 687 code for a protein of 228 amino acids. The transcript has 3 exons. Lineage: Eukaryota; Fungi; Ascomycota; Eurotiomycetes; Eurotiales; Aspergillaceae. The record is from RefSeq and is a predicted model, not a curated record. Gene Ontology annotation, cellular component: cytoplasm; nucleus.
AUGCGAUUGCGUCUUUUGUGCCUCCAUGGAUGGGGCACAAGUGAAAAGAUUCUACGCUCGCAAUUGAGUGGACUCAUCGGUGACCUGCAGAAAGACAACAAGGCCACAUUUCAUUUCCUAGAAGGCGAGGUCGACUCCGAUGCUGGACCGGGCAUCGCCGGUUAUUACGACGGGCCCUACUAUAGCUAUUAUCGUUUCCCACGGACAUUUUCCCUUGAAGAUGCAGACGAGACAGAUAUUCUAGAGGCGUACGAGCUGCUGUACGAAACAAUCUCCUUCCAUGGCCCUUUCGAUGGCGUGUUGGGAUUUUCUCACGGUGGCACACUGGCCGCUGGUUUCCUGAUCCAUCAUGCCAAACAACAGCGCGCCGGAAUAUUGCCGCCGGAGGCUCCGCCGUUCCGCUGUGCUAUCUUUGUCAAUUCCCUGCCUCCUUUUCACAUGAAUCCCGGGGAACAUCCUGUUAUAGACGAAGACCUGGAUGGGUACAUUACCAUACCCUGUGUAAGCAUUGCAGGCGCACAAGAUCCACUUUUCAACUGUUCUCUGGCCCUACAUCAAAUUUGCGACUCACGUUCUUCAACAUUCGUGGUGCAUGGGAAAGGUCAUGAUGUCCCCACAGAUCAGAGAAACGUAGCCAUCAUGACAUCUGCAAUUCGCAAGUUGUCUAUCCAGAUUUCUGGAAUAUGA